Molecule: messenger RNA, 1067 nt
Organism: Eufriesea mexicana
Lineage: Eukaryota; Metazoa; Arthropoda; Insecta; Hymenoptera; Apidae
Product: broad-complex core protein isoforms 1/2/3/4/5
Exons: 5
Coding region: 84-1067 (327 amino acids)
Biological process (GO): regulation of transcription by RNA polymerase II
Cellular component (GO): nucleus
Molecular function (GO): protein binding
Source: RefSeq, a predicted model, not a curated record
CAUGAUAUGAUUCAUAACGCAUAACAUAGUAUAAUAUUUCCAAUCUUUAUAUUCUUUGAUAUCUACAAGCAUUUUUUAUAAACAUGGCAAAGAAUUCAUUAGCAGAACAAUUUUCCUUAAGGUGGAAUAAUUUUUCUAACAAUUUAACAUCUGGCUUUUUAAAUCAUUUUACUGAAAAUGAUCUAGUUGAUGUUACACUUGCAGUAGAGGGUCAAUUGUUACAAGCACACAAAUUGGUUCUUUCAGUAUGUAGUCCAUAUUUUAAAAAUAUAUUUAAGAAUUGUUUUAUAGGAAAAUCCUUGUCAGCAUCCAGUGAAAUCAAUAUUAAUCAGGAAGAUUUAUCUACUUUCCUGAAAGUGGCACAAACAUUACAAAUAAGAGGACUCACUGCAGAAGAUACAAGUAACACAAAAUCAUUUCCUAAUUGUGAUAAUCAAUUAGAUGUUGAUUCUAAUAUCCAAGAUAUUGCUCAAUCGAAUAUAAAUACAAUGAAUGAAACUUCCAAAGAUGUAGAAAUGAUAGAUAGAAGAAAAAGAUCCCGUGAUAUAACAAAAAAAAGUACCAAAAGAAAGAAACAAGAUACAUCAAUAACACCAGAAAAUACUCAUAGUGUAUCUAAUGAAGAAGUAAAUAAUGAUAAUCAAGAAGUUUUGUUUUUAAUGAAUCAAGACACAAAUGAUAUUUUAAAUGAAGAAGACAAUAUUAAUAUUCCUACUGUAAAAAAUAAUAACGAUAACAGUGAGGAUACCACAAUACUAACUGAUGUUGAAAAUUCAAGGGAAAAUUCAGCACAGCAAGAUGUUGAACCAGUAAUUUAUAGACUUUCUGCAAGAGGUCGACCACAAUUAGUACACGAGGGUUACGUUUACAAUUUGACAUCUCGCUCUGAGGGUUUAAAUAGAUCUCAUUAUAGAUGUGCUGAACAACAUCGUGGAUGUAAAGGUAAAUGUGCAGUUAUUGCUGAAAGAUUUAUGCCUACAGGUGUGCAUGAUCAUAAUCAUCCACCAGGGUAUCAAUCAGAACAUGAUUACAAAAAAAAGAAAGGUUUAGAUGUAGAUGCUUCUUAA